This is a messenger RNA of Limulus polyphemus (Atlantic horseshoe crab), 2958 nucleotides long. Its product is annotated as ESF1 homolog. Gene Ontology annotation, molecular function: RNA binding. The transcript has 12 exons. Gene Ontology annotation, cellular component: nucleus. Lineage: Eukaryota; Metazoa; Arthropoda; Merostomata; Xiphosura; Limulidae. The record is from RefSeq and is a predicted model, not a curated record. Bases 749 to 2923 code for a protein of 724 amino acids. Gene Ontology annotation, biological process: rRNA processing.
GUUUCUGACAAAAAAAAAAACAAGCCCAAAAUAUCAAGCCUCUCUUCAAUGCUUAAAAUACUUGAAAAUACAGGUAUUACCUAAUAGCUUGUCUCUGCAAUCCUUCCAACAAAUUGAUAUCCUUUGUGUAUUAAGAGGUCAAAACUGCAUAUAAGUUACUUUUCACCAGAAUUUAUAACUGUCUUAUUCCUAAAUUGAGAAAUCUUGUAAAGAGAAUAAAGAAUAUAUUUUUUACUAUACAACAUGCUUAAACACUGGGAGAAGUUUUUUUUAUAUCUUAACAAUAAUGCAUGAAUUGUUUGUUUUUUUCAUAGCAGCAGUACCUCUUUUAAGCAGAAAGUAAGUUCUUUGCAAAUACCUGUACUCAAAAUGUAUGGUUUUACAUUACUCAAUAUAAAAGUUUUAUUUUCCGUUUUAGCCCAGUCGCUAAAAACUAGAAUAUACAUGUACAUGUAAGGGUAAUAGGGUUUAAACUUUUGAAACUAUGAUGAAGUAUAAUAACAUUGUGUAAUGGUUUGCGUAAUGAUAUGGUGUGUGUUAUUAACUUGUAUUUCUUUAAUUUUAUUGAAGAGGUCUACAGUGCUUUUGGAUUUGUUGAUUUUCUUUUUUGAACCUAGUUCCUUUAGCUCACACUAGUUGUGUGAGAUCUUUUCCCUAUCUCCAAAAUUACUAGGAUUGAAGACCCAGGCAGGUUUACAAGUGCUGGUAAUUAUAAACAGUUAUUGAAGAUAAAUUAGGAAGAAUAGCCAUGGAUAAACAACAAAAAGAUGAACGUUUUGCGAACAUUGAUAAAGAUCCACGCUUUCGAACUGUUCCUAGAAAAGAGAAAAAAAUUACAAUUGAUAAGCGUUUUCAAUCAAUGUUCAGUGAUAAACGCUUCAAACUCAAGUAUAUGAUGGAUAAGCGUGGUCGUCCUUUAAGUCAUACUAGCUCAGAAGACUUAAAGAAGUUUUACGAGUUAAGUUCUUCUGAUAGCAGUGAAAGUGAAGAUGAAAAAUUAAAGAUUAAAAAGAGGAACAAGAGUCGAAGCAUAAAAAAAACAGUGGAAAAAGUAUCAGAUGAGAUUGAUUCAGUACCUGAAACAGAAAUUAUUAAAUCCAGUGUUAAGACAAAGCCACAGAAAACAAGCACAAAAAAUGUUGAAGAUAAUGAAAUAAUAUACAAGAGUGUUUCAGAUGAAUCUGAAGAAGUGGAUGAAACGUCUGAUGAAAAUGAUGAAGAUUUAAACAAACAGUUAGAUUUUGCUCGUGGGGAGGGAAACGUGGAAAGUAGUACUACUGAUGACAGCAGUAAUGGAGAGGAAUCAGAAAAUGAAGACUUUGACCACAGAUGGGGAGAACUGGAUGCUGAUGCUCCAUCUGCUCAAGAAAUUACUCGACGCCUAGCUGUUUGUAACAUGGAUUGGGAUAGGAUUAAAGCCAAAGAUCUGAUGGUUCUAUUUACGUCUUUCAAGCCUCCAGAGGGAACUGUCAUUUCUGUUAAAAUUUAUCCAUCAGAGUUUGGCUUGAAAAGAAUGGUUGAAGAAGAGACUCGUGGACCUACUGAACUGUUUGGAGAAAAAAAGGAGAAUAAUGAUGAUGAAAAAAACUUGGAAGAAAUGCCAGAAAGAAAUAAAUAUUACAGAGAAAAGGUUCGUCAGUACCAGUUGAACCGAUUGAAAUAUUUUUAUGCUGUGGUGGAGUGUGACUCCCCAGAAACAGCAAGUAAACUUUAUGAAGAUCUAGAUGGAAAGGAGUAUGAGAAUAGUGCUGCUCAACUUGACCUCCGUUUCAUACCUGACAAUGUGAUCUUUGAACAGGAGCCAAAAAGUGUGUCAGAGUCACUUCCUGAAUUAUCUUCUUACAAACCUGAUUGUUUUACUACUACUGCACUGCAGCAGGCUAAGGUUCAGUUAACUUGGGAUGAAACUGACCCCAACCGAUCAAAAGCUCUUCAAGAAGCUUUUACUAAAGCUGAAGAAGACACUGAUUUACAAGCAUACCUUGCAUCAUCUUCCAGUGAAAGUGAGGAGGAAGGUGUCCCAUCAAAGAAACCUGUUGAAACUAAUGAAUUUAAGGCAAAAGAGACUGUGGCUGACCAAAUAGCCAAGUAUCGAUCCUUGCUCUUGGAAAUAGACAAUGAGGAAAAAGAUAAAGACCAAGAUGUGGAGAUGCAGAUAACAUGGGAACCUGGACUUAAAGAGACUGCUGAAGGCUUAGUAAAAAAGAAGAAGAAAGAAAAAGAAUUAACACCAUGGGAAGAAUACUUGGACAAGAGAAAAAAGAAAAAAGAAAAUGUGACAAAACUAAAUGAAAAACAACAAGGUACCAAUGAUGUUACAAAUGAGGAUCAACCUUUUAGUGAUGAUGAAGUUCCAUCUGAUCUAGAUCUUGAAAGUUCUUACUUCAAAGAAGAAUUUCUUAAGAGCAGUGAUAAAGAUAAGGUAAGAAAAAAAAAGGAACGAAGAAAGAAAUCAAAUCUUGAACCAGAAGAUGGUGAAUCAAAGGCCCAACUAGAACUACUGACAAUGGAUGAGGAUGACAAAAAACAUCAUUUCAGCCUCAAGAAGCUUCUUAAAGAUAAUGAAGUUCCAAAAAAAACUAAAAAGAUGAAGAAAAAAGGAGAGAUUAAGAAGAAAAGUGCUGAUGACUUUCAAAUGGACCUUGAAGAUCCCCGAUUUUCAGCUUUGUUUACAUCGCAUCUUUAUAAUGUGGAUCCAUCUGACACACACUUCAAGCAAACAAAAGGAAUGGAUGCAGUUAUUCAAGAAAAACAAAAACGUCGACUUGAACAAGACAAAGGACACCAGUUGAGUAGACUGCAGAACAAUAAAAUUGCUAAGACAGACAUUUCUGUUUCUGACUCUUCAAUUCCACUUCCCAAUCUUGUAAAAUCUGUCAAAAAUAAGACUCAAAAUUUCCAUUUUAAUAGAAGAAAAAAAUAAAUUUAUCAUUAUGUUGUGUUUUGUAUAUAUUUUAU